AUAUAAGUAAUUAAACUAAAUAGUUUUUAGAGUUUAAAAGCUCGACAGUAAGCAUGAGGUAUAUAUAGUUUUCUUAGAUUGGAAAAAAUGGAAAAGCCGAGGAAAAAGAAGCAAACAGCUGCAAGCGUUGGGGCGGGAACGGUUAAAGAAAAACCUAAACCCAAGCCCCCACCAGGCAUUAACUUGAAGAAAUUGUUCGCGGUUGUUUUUAUCAUGUUGAUUCUUUGUGGAGGGGUGGCUUGUUUGAUUGUUUUCUAUGUUCUCCCGAUGUUCGAUGAUCCUUGUGCGACACCUAGUGACAGCCAAUCAGAAUACGAUAUUUUACUUUGCGAACGCAUCCACGCAGGAGUGACAUGUAGCUUUGAUGUCGCCACAUGUACCACACCUUGUAUACUCGGGUACGAACAGGACGCGUAUGAAUGUCCUAUUAGUUGUAAGUGUGCGGGGGAUGGAACGUUUGAGACGGAUGUUUCGUUUAAUGAAGUCAACAUUAAAUCUGUGUUAACUUCGUACAUACCUGAGGAAGACACCUCGUUUGACACAAGUAGUUCAGUUAGUGCCCAUGCCAAGUUAUGGGACAUUGUUGAUGGGAGGGCCGUUGUACCAUAUGUGUUCGCUAAUGACGUUUACAAAAACCUGCGAGCUAAGACUGCGAUCGAAGAAGCCAUCGAAGGUUACGCGAACCUCACAUGUAUUGACUUUAGGGUAAGAAGCGAUGAAGAUGAUUUCCUCGAGUUUGUUGCAAGGGAGAAGGGCUGUAGGUCAUUCAUCGGACGCAUGGGCGGCAGACAAAUUGUAUCAAUUGCUUUAAGCACAAUUGGUAAUAAGUCCACUCCACAAAGCACUUUACUGGGAAAAUGUCCAAUCAUGUAG
Ciona intestinalis (vase tunicate) is the source of this 873-nucleotide messenger RNA. NCBI's taxonomy places the organism in Eukaryota, Metazoa, Chordata, Ascidiacea, Phlebobranchia, Cionidae. The record is from RefSeq and is a predicted model, not a curated record.